Aspergillus affinis is the source of this 1332-nucleotide messenger RNA. Its product is annotated as putative TRAF-like signal transducer. The record is from RefSeq and is a predicted model, not a curated record. Gene Ontology annotation, molecular function: zinc ion binding. Bases 1 to 1332 code for a protein of 443 amino acids. NCBI's taxonomy places the organism in Eukaryota, Fungi, Ascomycota, Eurotiomycetes, Eurotiales, Aspergillaceae. The transcript has 2 exons.
AUGAAUCUCGAAGAGCUCCUCGCCAUGGAGUCGAAUUCCGACCGCGACAAUAUCGUCGAUCUGCGCUCCCUCGACCAUGUCUCCAGCUACGACGACCACCUGAUGUGCCCGAUCUGCCACUGUCCCUUUAUUCGCCCGGUGCGCUUACAGUGCGACCAUGUAUUCUGCCAGAAAUGUCUCAACAGCGCGAUCACCAGUUUUGGGGCCGGUCGCGACGAGUUCACCUGCCCCAGUUGCCGGACACCGACCAAAGGCGUGUAUCUGAACGUCCCCCGACUGUUGAUCAAUAUGUGCGACGACAUCCGCGUCAAGUGUCCGUUUUCGGAGGAAGGGUGCAAGGAAAUCAUUCCUCGGGGCCAUGUCCAGUCCCAUGUGGACAAAUACUGCGGGUAUAGGUUGAUGGACUGCCCGGGUACGCUCUGCGACAAGAAGUCUCGGAAGAAAGACUUGCAUCCCGACCGCCGAUGCAUGCAUGAACUUCACAAGUGCCUGCGCUGCGAGGAGGAGAUCAUGGAGCAGGAUUAUGAAGAACACGUGAAAGAACUUUGCCCGAGCCUUAAAACAACAUGCCCCGACUGCCAGACGACGGUGUUCCGAAAAGCGCUGAGGGAGCACAUCGACACCUGUCCCGAGGCCAUUCACUCCUGCCCGGCAUCUAAAUUCGGCUGUCCCAUCCGAGUCAAGCGUGCGGAGCUCGUGGUGCACGAGCAAAGCUGUCCCUUGAUCACCAUGGGCCCGUACUUUGAAGCCCAGAAUGCACGACUCGACUCCAUGGAGCUGACCAUCCGUCAUCUUCAGCAGCGCAACGAGAUCUUCGAGGACGGAAUUGCCAGUAUCCGCUCGACUCUGGUCGAGUCCACCCGGUCAAUUCCGGAGCAUCAGGCUGCCGAGGACCGCCGAGGAGUGUCUCCUUCGGCUUCCUCAGCCCCGUUAUCCAACGACCAAUCACAGGUGGACAAUUCGAAUGCAUACACAUCCAACGCCACGACGUACCUGUUGUCACUCCACGAAUCCCUCCGGGAAGAGGUCGGGCAGCUCUCGCAUGCCAUCACCGAUCUCGACGCUCGCGCCAGCAUGGCCAUCAUGAACGAAUGUCUCCGACUCAAGGAAGACAUGGCUCACACCAACGCCGCCGUUGGCAGUAUCCGCAUGCAAGUCCAGUGGCUCAUGAACCCCCGCAUUCACCAAAGCCAGCGCGCCGGAGUGCGUGCCAACAGCAAUGAGCCUGGCUCUUCAACGCCAGCAGGCUCCAGCCAGACCGCCGGUCCCUCGGCCGGUAUGUUUCGAACCCGCCGACUCAGCGAUAGUGGACGUGAAGGCACCAAGCUAUAA